Messenger RNA from Coffea arabica (coffee), 2463 nucleotides. RefSeq lists its product as uncharacterized. Lineage: Eukaryota; Viridiplantae; Streptophyta; Magnoliopsida; Gentianales; Rubiaceae. The record is from RefSeq and is a predicted model, not a curated record.
AUGAAUGAUAAGGAAUUCAAAGAGCUUGUCCAAAGCGUGUCAAAAGAGACAGGAGUAUUUGGGAUAAUGGACCAACCUUUUGUGAUAGAGGAGGCAUCAUAUGAGGAAGACAAAAGGCCCUUCAUUGUAGAUCUAACUCCAUCCGAAAGUGCGGCCUUAGAACCUGUGGUAAUUGAAUUCCCAGAACAAGUGCUAGUUUUAAGUCUACGACAAGUGCCGUGGAAUUAUAGUGAGCCCGUUUUACAAAUCGGAGGCAAACCAGUUUUGAAGGAAGAAGCGUCUGUUGUUACGAGGGAUGCGUUACUUGAAGUUUUGACUAGGGCCCAGAUUCCCAAGGAUAUUUCGGUUGGCAAUUUCUCACACAUAGUCGGAAAUGUACUGACUUCCAAGCAAAUCACUUUUUCUGAUGAAGAGUUGCCUGCGGAAGAAACUGGUCAUAACAAAGCCUUAUAUGUAGCUGUGAGGUGCAAUGGGAAAAGGUUGCCUAAAGUACUGAUCGAUAAUGGGUCUGACCUCAAUAUUUGCCCCUGGAGCACUUUGGUGAAGCUAGGGUUGCAAGAUGUUAAAUUAAAACCCUCAGAGAUCGUAGUUCGAGGAUUCGAUGGAGCCCAAAGGGAGUCCAUAGGAGAAGUAAAUUUGGUGGUCGAAAUGGGACCCGCUCAAUUUCAGAUAGCCUGUCAAGUUAUGCAUUUUCCUAGUGUCUAUAAUGUUUUGCUCGGGCGACCAUGGAUUCAUAGCUCGGGCGCCGUGCCCUCUUCCUUGCAUCAAGUAUUGAAAUUCGUGGUGAACGACCAGCUGAUAACCAUUUUUGCUGAAGAAGAUUGCAUUGUAAUUGCCGAUUCCGAGCCUGAGGAGGAUGGUAACCGAAAUGCUUCAGUGUCUUCUUAUCGUACAGCCGACAUUGUCUCCGUGAGUUGGAUAACAAGUGAGACUUCAAAAGAUGAAAUAGUUUUGCCAGCGGCCAGUGUUAUGAUGGCCAAGGAAAUGAUUCGUGGAAGAUAUGAAUUUGAUAGGGGAUUCGGACGCAAUCUGCAAGGCAUGCUGAACCCCGUGGAACUCAUCGAAAAGAAUGACCAAUUUGGUUUGGGAUUCCAUCCGACUGCCAGAGAUAUAAAAGAGAUGAAAGCAUGCAAGAGGGCAGAAAGGGAAGGCAAGUUAGGUGCUCUAGACAUUCCACCAUUGCGCUAUACUUUUCCAAGGCCAGCUGAAGUCAUUACGUCUGAGUUUAGCCCAAUUGAUGAAGUGGAAACAAACCUGACUCAUUUGUUUGUAGGAGCAAUAUCCGAAAAUGGUCCGACAGAUGAUGCCGAAUUCCCAGAUAUUCCCAAAGGAGCCAUCCACAACUGGACCGCCGAGUACUUUCCCGUGCGAAAAGAGUUUUGUUGGACUUUUGUCUUGUUUCACUUUGAUUUGGAGGUUUAUGAAAAUGCACAAGUAGUUUUUGUCACGAUUGUUUUUUGGCUCUCGAAUCCAGUCCCUGUUCCAAAGAAAAAUGGAAAAGUGCGAGUCUGUGUUGAUUAUAGGGACCUUAAUAAGGCCAGCCUUAAAGAUGACUUUCCUUUGCCAAAUAUCCACAUCAUUCUGGAUAACACUGCCGGACAUGAAAUUGAAUCUUUUUGUGAUUGUUUCGCUGGAUAUCAUCAGAUCUUAAUGGCUGAAGAAGAUAGGGAAAAAACUACUUUUAUCACCCCUUGGGGAACUUUUUGCUAUCGAGUCAUGCCAUUUGGUUUGAAGAAUGCCGGAGCUACUUAUCAAAGGACUAUGACUACAUUGUUUCAUGAUAUGAUCCACCAGGAGAUGGAGGUUUACGUGGAUGACAUUAUAAUCAAGUCCAGGAAAACAAAAGACCAUUUGAUUGAUUUAAGAAAGUUGUUCGAAAGGUUGCGGAAGUACAAUUUGAAGCUAAAUCCUGCGAAAUGCGCCUUUGGAGCACCAGCUAGAAAAUUGUUGGGAUUCAUUGUCAGUAAAAAGGGCAUAGAGAUAGACCCGGCAAAGAUCAAAGCAAUUCGAGACAUGCCAGUGCCAAAAAUGCAGAAAGAUGUGAAAAGUUUCUUGGGGAGGAUUAACUUCAUUGGAAGAUUCAUUGCCCAAUUAAUCGCUACGUGCGAGCCACUAUUCAAGUUGUUAAAAAAGAAUGUGCCAUUGCAUUGGAAUGAAGAGUGCCAACAUGCUUUUGACAAAAUUAAAGAUUAUUUGCUGCACCCUCCGAUCCUAGUGCCACCCAAACCAGGCCGGCCUCUGAUCAUGUAUUUAUCUGUACUCGACGGUGCAGUGGGUUGUGUUCUGGGACAACACGAUGAUUUCGGAAGGAAAGAACAAGCCAUCUACUAUCUUAGCAAGAAAUUCAUCCAGUAUGAGACUCAUUAUUCAUUUAUUGAGAAAAGCUGCUGUGCAUUGGCCUGGGCAGCUCAAAAGUUGAGACACUACCUGCUAAGUCACACCACCUAUCUCAUCCCGCUCUGA